Molecule: messenger RNA, 747 nt
Organism: Vanderwaltozyma polyspora DSM 70294
Lineage: Eukaryota; Fungi; Ascomycota; Saccharomycetes; Saccharomycetales; Saccharomycetaceae
Gene: SHU2
Product: Shu2p
Exons: 1
Coding region: 1-747 (248 amino acids)
Source: RefSeq, a predicted model, not a curated record
AUGGAUACCAACAAAAGUGUGAUAUAUUCUCAAUUUUUUUCCAAAUUGAUCAAUGAUAAUAACGAGAUGGAUGAUACGAUGACUUCGUUCCUAUAUUAUUUAUUCCCUAGAGAAUUGUUUAUCAGAGCAUUGUCGUUGCUAGAUUCUGGGGAUAUGUUCAUCUAUGUGUUAGAGAAUGGCAAUAUAUCAAGCAGUUCUAUGAAUUUGGUUCCAACCGUGUGUGAUUCAGAUGAAAGCAGAAGUCCAUCAUCAUCAGGAAACUCCAACAACGAGGCAAGUAAUGAAAGCAAUACGAUCGAUUCUAAUUCAAUAGUAGAAGAAUUAUAUGAUAUCGAUACUGAGUUACAAAAUAGACUAAUAGUCAAGACACAUGAGAAGGAUUCACCGCCGAUAUACGUCGAUCUAAAGACAUGGUUCUGUUCAUGUGAUGAAUUCAAUUCAUACUUUAAUUUAGAACUACAAAAAAAUCAAUCGAUUCCAAUCCAAGAUACAUUGAUUAGGAAUAUUGACGAUAUUCAAGAGUUCUCAGAAGAUAAAUUCGCUCAAAUAGAUGCCCAUAGUCUCUCGAAACAAAAAUAUGUUUGCCAUGAGAAGUUAAUGUGUCCACAUCUAUUAGCAUAUUCAAUACUUUUAGCUUCAUCAACAAAGACUCUUAGAUACUUCACUUUGGUCAAUCAAACUGUGCUGCUAAUUCGAAUCAGCAACAUGGAUGAGUGGUUAAAACUACAUAUCAACAUCGUCUCUUGA